This is a messenger RNA of Schistosoma turkestanicum, 13864 nucleotides long. Lineage: Eukaryota; Metazoa; Platyhelminthes; Trematoda; Strigeidida; Schistosomatidae. The record is from the annotation of a GenBank genome assembly.
AUGUCAGCUGCUAACAACAGUCAAGGAGAAAUAGCUCCCCCAUUAAUUACAUCAGAUCAGACAGAUGGUAGUUUAAGAGAAGCUGACGUUAAAUCACUUCGAGGCGCACUAAGUCAAGCUGAAGCAAGUCGACAAAGAAGUAAACGAUUAAAACAGUUAGUUGAAGAACGUCGGAUAACUUUAGCCCACGCUAUGCAAUUUGAAGUUCAACAGAUCACGGAUACUUUAUUAAUGGAUGAUAAAUGGUCCGAAUUCGAUGAAUUCUUUCAAGCUAAAGGAAGUAAACGUUUAUUAUUUUAUUAUCAAGAGGCUGCUGGACAAACAAGGAAAAGAAUAUUCAUUGCUACUGGAACUCAUGAAGUACUACGUGGUACAUGUUUCAUCUUUCUACGAAUUACUGACAAAGCUAUUACAACAGCAAAUAUUGGUACAGAAGUUUUAUUUCAACAAUUAGAUGCAACUGAUGGACGUUUAUUUGAAUCUGUACAGAAUUAUUUAGAAAGACUUGCAUUACCAGUAUUUGAAGGAUUAGGUGAAUCAGAUACACUUGAAAAACCACUUUCAGAAACAAUAAAUAUGGAAGAAUUCGUUUCAGUACUGAGAAGAUAUUUAGAUGCGCUGUCAAGUGCUAAACAGAAUAUGAGUGAUAAACUGGAUCUGACUUCUGGACAAGAGUCACAAACACUCAUACAAAUAAUCAAUUCAAAUGAAAUUGAAAAUAUCAUUGACAGUUCUGAAACAAUGGAUCGUUUAACUCGAUUAGUCGAGAAAUGGGUCGAUCAAAUUGGACAAAUAUUGAACCAAUCUGAUCAAGUUCGUAGAGAAUCAGAUGAUGUUGGACCUGCAGCUGAAUUAACCUAUUGGAGAGCUCGUUUAGUUCGUUUCAAUAACUUACUAGAUGAAAUGCGUAAACCAAGUAUUCAAGCAAUUAUUUCUGCUUUACAUUAUGCCAAAGCACGUGUAAUCAAACAUUGGCGUCAGUUGGAUGAUCGUAUUAUCAAUAGCCUUAAUGAAGCAAAAGAUAAUCUUAGAUAUUUGUUUACACUGGACAAUUUUUUCAGUUCAUUUUCCAAUACUAAUCCAUUGAAAAUACGUCAACAAUUACCAAUUCUACUGAAUGCUAUUCGUAUGAUUUAUAGUAUUUCUGAAUAUUAUAAUAAUUCAGAAAGAAUGACUUCAUUAUUUAUUAAAAUUACCAAUCAAAUGAUUGUUACAUGUAGAAAGUAUAUUACAGAUGGUGUUAGUAGUAUAUGGGAUUUACCACGACCUAUCCUACUUGACCGAAUUCAUGAAUGUAUUCGGUUGAAUAUUGAAUAUCAAGAGAAUUUUCGCAAGGUUCGACAGAGACUUCAAGAAAAUCCAUCUGGUAGACAGUUUGAUUUCAGUGAAAAUUAUAUAUUCGGUAAAUUUGAUGUGUACACAACACGUUUGAAGAAAAUUUUAAAAAUUCUUGACAAUAUCGACAAUUUCAAUGUAUUAUUGGAUUUUAAAGCCGAAGGUUUCGAUCCAAUUGUUACACGAUAUAAAACAUUUCAUGAUAAUUUACAUAAAAGAAAUUUCGAUGGAGCGGAUCAAAUUAAACGUGAUUUUGAUCGAGACUUGGAUGAGUAUCGAAGUCAAUUUGAAACAAUAGCACAACAGAUUCGUGAUUUUCUCGAUUCAUCAUUUACGCACUCUGCACCGGUUGAACGUCAAUUAAAAAUUUUAGAGAAAUUUGAACAAAUUAAAUGUUGUCAAUUAGAUUUACCAGCUAAAUAUGAAUUAGUUAUGAAGAAUUAUGCUAAUGAAUUAGAAAUGAUACGUCAUUUAUAUGAAAAACAAAAAUAUGAUCCACCAAUAGCUAGAAAUAUGACAUCAAUCGCUGGUAAAAUAUUUUGGGCACGUCAUUUAUAUAAACAAAUUGAUAUCCCAAUGGAACAAUUUAAAAAAAAAUGUCCAGAUAUAUUGUGGGGACUUAAAGGUCAAAAAUGUGUAAGAACAUUUAAUCGUAUCGCUGAAGCAUUAGUUCACUUUGAAUUUAUCUAUUAUAAUCAUUGGUGUCAAACAAUAGAAAAUAUACAUUCUAGUUUAUCAUCAUCUUUAAUUGUACGUGAUCCGAAUACAGAACGUUAUUAUGUGAAUUUCGAUUUAGCCAUACUGGAAUUAGUUCAUGAAGCUCGGUAUAUUUCCAGUUUAGGUUUGGAAAUACCAUCAGUAGCUAAUCGUUUAUUAAUUCAAGAAACUAUGCUGAAACAAAGAUAUAAUGCCCUACAAGAAUUAUUAAAUGAUAUUGAAGAAACUUGGGCAUCUGUUCCAAACAUACUUUUACCCCUAUUUCAACCAUUCCGUGAUAAAAUAUGUCAAGCUCUAAGUGUAGGUAUUUAUCUACUCAACUGGAAUUCUACCAGUAUAGAAGAAUUUAUGAAAAAAGUCUGUACUGAACUUGACAGUUUAAAACUUUUAAUAAAACGUACUAGUGAUAUAUUAAACUGUCGUAUUGAAGCGAUUUUUGGAGAAAUGGCUGAAACAAAUUUAUGCGAACUACCAGAUGACGACCAAGUUUCAUUAGAUCAAUUUGCUCAAAUCACUGAAACAAGUGUUGCAAAUGCAGCUGAAAAUUUAACCAUUAAAAGUAAUCUUGUAGAAAUGGCUGUGAAUGAAAUGCUGGAUUUAAUUAAAGCAGAUUUAGAUGAGAAUCAAUUAAGAAAUUUAAGUGCAGAAGAAGGCUAUGAAUGUAUAUCACAGGAAAAACGCAAAGGAAGAUGUCUUGAAUGCAAACCAUGUAUUUAUUUUACACUUUUAAAUCAAUUCACUCAACGUAAUACAGAUGCAUUAGUAAAAUGCACUCGAAAUACAUUAGAUGCAAUAAAACUACGAAUUCAACCAAUGACAAUGAAAUUUCAUCAAGAAUAUACAACUGAAAAAGCCGAUAAUAAAACACCAUUAUUUAGCGUUAAUCUUAUUUUAUCUUUACCAAAUGUUAUCAUGCAACCAUCAUUGGAUGAAUUACAAGCCGGACUACAAAAAUCGAUGUCAGUUAUAAUAAAAAUGGCAGAAAAUGUUCAACCAUGGCAACAUAUGACACUGGCACAGAACCAACUACAAAAAGAACUUGACCAGACAGCUGAAACACAAGGAGAAGAAAGUAAAGCAUCUUCUACACAAAUAAAACCAUUACAUCGUAUCAUUGCUGAACACAAAGAUAUAAUUAAAAUUUCAAUUCAAUUAAAUUCAAUAUUUAAUUCAUUCAAAGGCGAAAUUCAAAAAAUCAUCAAUGUAUUUAAUGAAUUCUCACAAUUAUGGACAACAGAUCCCCAAGGCAGUGUAUCUGAGUUCAUGAAGGCUAAUCCACUUUUAUCAGAAAUCGAUGAAAAACUCAGUUACUACAGUAAAAUGGAAAAAUUGAUUGAACUAAUUCCAUCAACCACUCAAAUUGGUUCAUUAAUUUUUAAAAGUGAUGAAUUGAAAGUGAAUUUAAUUAAAGAAUGUCAAAAUUGGCGUCGUGUCUAUGGUCAAGCAGUGAAUCAACGUUGUGCAACAGAUAUGAAUAAAAUUCUUGAACAAUUUGAUAAUCUUUCUAAACGUUUCAGUCGACCAGUCAAAGAUUUAGAUGAUGUCCGAGAACAAAUGGCUGCUUUGGCUGAAUUAAGAGCAUCAGAAAUUUAUUUCGAUAUGACUAUUGGACCGAUUGAAGAAUCAUAUGCUUUAUUGAAUCGUUUUGAAUUAUAUUUCAAUGAUGGUAAUGCAGAACGUGUAGAUGGAUUGUCGUAUGGUUUCACUAAGUUGAAAACACUUAGUCAAGAAGUACAAGAUCAUCUUUUAGAAAUUCAACCAACAUUUAAAAAUGAAUUAAUUGAUGGAGUGGAAGUAUACAAACAAGAUUUGAAUACUUUUGCCAAUGAAUAUGAUACAAUUGGACCAAUGGAACCUGGCAUUAUACCACGUGAAGCGUCGGAACGUUUAAGUUUGUUUCAAGCACGUUUCGAUGAGUUAUGGAGUAAAUAUCAAACUUAUUCAGGCGGUGAAGAAUUAUUUGGUAUGCCGACAACAGAUUAUCCUGAUUUACAAAGAAUACGUAAAGAAUUGAAUUUACUACAGAAAUUAUAUCAAUUAUAUGAUUCUGUAUUGGAUACGGUCAAUGGUUAUUAUGAUAUACCAUGGACUGAAGUCGAUAUUGAUUUAAUCAAUCAACAAUUGUUAGAAUUUCAAAAUAGAUGUCGAAAACUACCGAAAGCACUUAAAGAAUGGCAAGCCUAUGCAGAGCUUAGUAAAACAAUCGAUGAUUUCAAUGAAUCAUGUCCAUUACUUGAAUUGAUGGCGAAUAAAGCUAUGGCUCCUAGACACUGGGAAAGAUUAGAGGAAUUAACAAAGCAUAAAUUUGCUGUGGAGUCAGAUAAUUUUCUGUUGCGUAAUAUUAUGGAGGCACCAUUAUUAAAAUAUAAGGAAGAUAUUGAAGAUAUCUGCAUUUCAGCUGUUAAAGAAAAAGACAUUGAAGCUAAACUUAAAACUGUUAUGAAUGAUUGGUCAGUUCAAUCUUUUCAAUUUGCCCAAUUCAAAACACGUGGUGAAUUAUUACUCAAAGGUGAUACAAUUAAUGAAGUUGUUGCUCUAAUGGAAGAUUCAUUAAUGCUAUUAGGAUCACUACUAUCAAAUCGAUAUAAUGCACCAUUUAAACCGAAAAUACAAGAAUGGGUACAAAAGUUGACUACAACUAGUGAGAUUAUUGAAAGUUUGUUACAAGUGCAAAAUUUAUGGGUUUAUUUAGAAGCUGUAUUUGUUGGUGGUGAUAUUGCUAAACAAUUACCUCAAGAAGCUAAACGUUUUGGCAAUAUUGACAAAAGUUGGCAACGUAUUAUGCUAAAAGCACAUGAAGUACCAAAUGUUGUGAAUUGUUGUACUGGUGAUGAGACAUUGAGUCAAUUAUUGCCACAUUUAUUAGAACAAUUGGAAAUAUGUCAAAAAUCAUUAACUGGUUAUUUAGAGAAAAAACGUCUAGUAUUCCCCAGAUUCUUUUUUGUUUCAGAUCCAGCUUUAUUAGAAAUACUUGGUCAAGCAUCGGAUUCACAUACAAUUCAAGCACAUUUAUUAAGUAUCUUUGAUAAUACUAAAACUGUUACAUUUGAUGAUAAAGUUUAUGAUAAAAUGAUAGCUAUCAAUUCACAAGAAGGCGAAUCUAUACCAUUAGUUAAUCCAGUAAUGGCACAAGGUAAUGUUGAAGUAUGGCUUGGUGAAUUAUUGCAAACUUCCAGAAAUUCACUUCAUUCAAUUAUUAGAGCAGCAUAUUCUGCAAUCAAUGAACAACAAUUUAAUUUAUUGGAAUUUGAACAUUCUAAUCCAGCACAAGUCGGUCUACUCGGUAUACAAAUGUUAUGGACAAGAGAUGCACAAGAAGCAUUAAAACAAGCUAAAGAAGAUCGAAAAAUUAUGAAUACAACAAAUCAAUUGUUUUUAGUAAUGUUAAAUGAAUUAAUUGGUGUUACAACACAAGAAUUAUCUAAAAUUGAUCGUACCAAAUUUGAAACAUUAAUUACAAUACAUGUACAUCAAAGAGACAUUUUCAAUGAUCUUGUUACAAUGCGUAUCAAAUCCCCUAAAGAUUUUGAAUGGUUGAAACAAUCAAGAUUUUAUUUUAAUGAUGAAAAUGAUCAAUGCAUCGUUAGCAUUACCGAUGUAAACUUUAUUUAUCAAAAUGAAUUUCUCGGUUGUACAGAUCGAUUGGUUAUAACUCCGUUAACCGAUAGAUGUUACAUUACUUUAUCUCAAGCACUUGGUAUGUCACUUGGCGGUGCACCAGCUGGACCGGCCGGUACUGGGAAAACCGAGACAACUAAAGAUAUGGGUCGUUGUCUUGGUAAAUACGUUGUCGUAUUCAAUUGUUCCGAUCAAAUGGAUUAUCGUGGUUUAGGCAGAAUUUACAAAGGCUUAGCACAAUCUGGAGCAUGGGGUUGUUUCGACGAGUUCAAUCGUAUUGAAUUACCUGUUCUUUCUGUAGCUGCACAACAAAUUGCUAUUGUGUUGACGUGUAAAAAGGAAAAAAAACCACAAUUUAUAUUUACUGACGGUGAUACAGUUGAUAUGGAUCCAGAAUUUGGAAUAUUUUUAACUAUGAAUCCUGGUUAUGCUGGUCGUCAAGAACUACCGGAAAAUUUGAAAAUCAACUUCCGUACAGUCGCUAUGAUGGUACCAGAUCGAGCAAUUAUUAUGCGUGUGAAAUUAGCUGCUUGUGGAUUUUUAAAUAAUGUAGACUUAUCAAAGAAAUUCUACACACUUUAUAAGUUAUGCGAAGAACAAUUAUCAAAACAAGUUCAUUAUGAUUUUGGUUUAAGAAAUAUUUUAUCAGUUCUUCGUACACUUGGUGCAUUUAAACGUGCUAAUCCACAAGAUUCCGAAACAAUGAUUGUUAUGCGUGUAUUACGUGAUAUGAAUUUAAGUAAAUUAGUUGAUGAAGAUGAACCAUUAUUUAUGUCAUUAAUUAUGGAUUUAUUCCCUGGAUUGCAAUUGGAUAAAAAAGGUUAUCCUGAUGUGGAAGCUUCAUUACAGAAACAAAUUGAUCAACUUGGUCUUGUUUAUCAUCCACCAUGGGUAUUAAAAUGUAUUCAACUGUAUGAAACAUUACGAGUUAGACAUGGUGUAAUGACACUUGGUCCUUCAGGUGCUGGUAAAACUAAAUGUAUCAAUUCUCUAAUGAAAACAAUGACUGACAUUGGUAAUCCACACAGAGAGAUGCGUAUGAAUCCAAAAGCUAUUACUGCACCACAAAUGUUCGGUAGAUUAGAUGUAGCUACAAAUGACUGGACCGAUGGUAUUUUUUCCACUCUAUGGAGACGUACACAUAAAGUUAAAAAAGGUGAACAUAUUUGGCUAAUAUUAGAUGGACCAGUUGAUGCUAUUUGGAUUGAAAAUUUAAACUCUGUACUAGAUGAUAAUAAAACACUGACAUUGGCCAAUGGUGAUCGAAUACCAAUGGCACCGACAGCGAAAAUUCUCUUUGAAGUACAUAAUAUCGAUAAUGCAUCACCAGCUACAGUAUCAAGAAAUGGAAUGAUUUUUAUGUCAAGUUCCAUCAUGACAUGGGAACCUAUUCUAACAGGAUGGCUAAGAACUCGUUCACCAACUGUAACAGAGCCAAUAUUUAACACAUUCAAAGGAUUUUUCGAAGAUGCUUAUCGUUAUGUAACACAGAAUUUAGAACCAAAAAUGGAGAUUUUACAAUGUAAUUAUAUUCGGCAAGCAAUUGUUCUACUUGAAGGUCUACUUCAAGGAUUAGAAGAGAAAGACAUUAAAAAAAUCCAUAUGGAUCGAUUAAUUGCAUUUUCAGCAAUGUGGUCGUUGGGCGCUCUUUUGGAAUUAAGUGAUCGUUUAAAAUUACAACAAUUUCUAAUACAAAAUGGAAAGUUACCAUUGCCAGUAUGUGGUGCAGAGGAUACAAUAUUUGAAUAUAUGGUUGAUGAUCAAGGUGAAUGGGCCCAUUGGGAGACUAAAGUACCACACUACGUCUAUCCACAUGAUCAAACACCGGAAUAUACUGGAAUUCUAGUUCCAAAUGUUGAUAAUACAAGAACAGAUUUCUUACUUGACUUAAUAGCAAAACAAUAUAAACCAGUGAUGCUGAUAGGUGAACAGGGUACAGCAAAAACGGUUAUUAUCAAAGGUUAUUGUGGUAAAUACAAUCCAGAAGAGCAUACAUUUAAAUCGGUCAACUUUUCAAGUGCCACUACACCGAAUAUGUUUCAACGUACUGUGGAAAGUUAUGUUGAUAAACGUAUGGGUAGUACAUUUGGACCACCAGCUGGAAAGAAAAUGACAAUAUUCAUUGAUGAUAUUAAUAUGCCAGUUAUUAAUGAAUGGGGUGAUCAGAUAACUAAUGAAAUUACUAGACAAUUGAUAGAAAUGUCUGGUUUUUAUAAUUUAGACAAACCUGGUGAUUUUACAACAAUAAUUGAUAUUCAGUUUGUCGCUGCUAUGAUCCAUCCUGGUGGAGGUCGUAAUGAUAUCCCGCAACGACUUAAACGUCAAUUUUGUAUAUUCAAUUGUACACUGCCUAGUAAUGCUUCAAUGGAUAAAGUUUUUGGUGCAUUAGGAUUAGGACAUUUUUGUGCUGAACGUGGUUUUUCAGCAGAUGUUAUUAAAACAAUUCAAUGUUUAGUACCAGCGACUCGGAAACUAUGGCAACGUGUCAAGAUAAAAAUGUUACCGACUCCAGCGAAAUUUCAUUAUGUAUUUAAUUUACGUGAUGUUAGCCGUAUAUGGCAAGGCAUGUUGUGUACAAUAUCAGAUGUGAUUACAAAUCCAUCUGUUGCAUUAGCUUUAUGGCAACAUGAAUGUACUCGAGUCAUUGCUGAUCGUUUCACUGAAUUUAGUGAUCGUGAAUGGUUUGAUAGAAUUUUGAAACAAAUUGGAGCUGAAGAAUGUGGUGCUUUAGCAAAUCAAACUGAUUGGUCAGAUCCUUAUUUUGUGGACUUCUUAAGAGAUGCAGCGGAACCAACUGGUGAAGAGGCUGACGAUGCAGAUUUCGAAGCACCGAAAAUCUAUGAACCAAUCAUAAGUUUUGAACAGUUGAGCGAUCGUUUAAAAAUGUUAAUGCAAAUGUAUAAUGAAGCAAUACGUGGCGGUAAAUUAGAUUUAGUAUUUUUCAAAGAUGCUAUGACACAUCUUGUCAAAAUUUCACGUGUAAUACGAACACCUAAAGGUCAUGCGUUGUUAGUUGGAGUUGGUGGUUCAGGCAAACAAUCACUAACACGUUUAGCUUCAUUCAUAGCCGGUUAUCGAACAUUCCAGAUAACAUUAACCAGAACAUAUAAUGUUUCUAAUCUUAUUGAAGAUUUGAAAUUUCUUUAUCGAACAGCCGGUCAUCAAGGUCAAGGAAUAACAUUCUUAUUUACAGAUAAUGAAAUUAAAGAUGAAUCAUUCUUAGAAUAUUUAAAUAAUAUGCUUAGUUCCGGUGAAAUUGCUAAUUUAUUUGCUCGAGAUGAAAUGGAUGAAAUGCUACAAGAAUUAGUUGGCCCAAUGAAACGUGAAUUUCCACGUCGACCUAUUAGCAAUGAAACAUUAGCUGAAUAUUAUUUAAGCAGAGUAAUACAAAAUUUACACAUUGUAUUAUGCUUUUCACCAGUUGGACAAAAGUUUCGUAAUCGAAGUUUGAAAUUUCCCGGUCUUAUUUCCGGUUGUACAAUGGAUUGGUUUCAAAGAUGGCCCAAAGAUGCACUGAUUGCUGUUUCAAAUCAUUUCUUGUCUAAUUUUGAUAUAGUUUGUACACCGAGUGUGAAACAAGCUGUAGUACAAACAAUGGGUGUGUUUCAAGAUUUGGUAGCUGAAUCAUGUAGCGAUUAUUUUCAACGUUUUCGUCGUCAAACCCAUGUUACACCAAAAUCAUACUUAUCAUUUAUUAGUGGUUACAUGGAAAUUUAUAAAUCAAAACGUGGUGAAAUCGGUCAACUAGCUGAACGUAUGAAUACUGGUUUAAAGAAAUUAGUUGAAGCAACUGAAUCAGUCAAUGAAUUAAGUAAAGAAUUAGUUGAAAAAGAAAAAGAAUUAGCUGUGGCUAAUAAAAAAUCUGAAGAAGUUCUUGCACAAGUCACUAUUCAAGCUACUGCAGCACAAAAAGUUAAAGCACAAGUACAAGUGGUGAAAGACAAAGCACAAGUACUGGUUGAUGCGAUUAGUGUAGAUAAAGCAUCAGCUGAAAUGAAAUUAGAAGCAGCGAAACCGGCUUUAUUAGAAGCUGAAGCUGCGCUAGAAACAAUUAAACCAAUACAUAUUUCUACAGUGAGAAAACUUGGUAGACCACCGCAUUUGAUUAUGCGCAUUAUGGAUUGUGUGUUAUUAUUAUUUCAAAAGAAAUUGGAUCCUGUUACACCUGAUGCUGAACGUCCAUGUCCUAAGCCCAGUUGGAAUGAAGCAUUGAAACUUAUGGGUAAUGUAAACUUUUUAAAUGGAUUAUUGAAUUUUCCAAAGGAUACAAUCAAUGAAGAAACAGUGGAAUUAAUGUUGCCCUAUUUUGAAAUGGAUGAUUUCAAUUUGGAACAAGCUAAACGUGUUUGUGGUGAUGUGGCUGGUUUAUGCUCAUGGACUAAAGCUAUGGCUUCAUUUUAUGGUGUUAAUAAAGAAGUUCUACCGCUUAAGUCAAUGUUAGCAUUACAAGAAAAGAGAUUAGAAGGAGCUUUAGCUGAAUUGGCCGUUGCACAAGGUCAACUAGAUCAGAAGCAAAAAGAAUUAGAUCUGGUUCAAGCUGAGUAUGAUCGUGCAAUGGCCGAUAAACAGAAACUCUUGGAUGAAGCUGAAGGAUGUAGAAGAAAAAUGUCCAAUGCUACGGCAUUAAUCGAAGGUCUUGCAGGUGAACGAAUUCGAUGGACAGAAGCAAGUCAAACAUUUCAAGAACAAAUUAAUCGUCUAGUCGGUGAUGUACUUUUAGCAACUGGAUUUCUUUCAUAUACAGGACCAUUUAAUCAAGAUUUUCGUAAUUUACUAAAUCAAAAUUGGCGUCGUGAAUUAGUACAGAAUAAGAUACCAUUUUCGGAUGACAUUAAUUAUAUCACCAUGUUGGUGGAUAAUGCAACAUUGAGUGAAUGGAGUGUUCAAGGUCUACCGAAUGAUGAAUUAUCAGUUCAAAAUGGAUUAAUUGUAACACGUGCUAAACGUUAUCCAUUGUUGAUUGAUCCACAAGGUCAAGGUAAAACAUGGUUGAAACGUAAAGAAGCGGAAAAUGAAUUACAGAUUACAUCAUUGAAUCAUAAAUAUUUUCGAACACAUUUGGAAGAUGCACUAUCACUUGGUCGACCAUUACUCAUAGAAGAUGUCGGUGAAGAUCUGGAUCCUGCUUUAGAUAAUGUUUUAGAAAAGAAUUUCAUUAAAUCCGGUUCAACAUUUAAAGUGAAAAUCGGUGAUAAAGAAUGCGAUAUAAUGGAUGGAUUUCGUUUAUAUGUUACAACAAAACUACCAAAUCCAUCAUACACACCGGAGAUUUAUGCAAAAACUUCCAUUAUCGAUUUCACGGUUACAAUGCGUGGUCUUGAAGAUCAACUUCUUGGUUUAGUUAUAUUAACAGAGAAGAAAGAAUUAGAAACGGAACGAACUAAACUUCUAGAAGAUGUGGCAACGAAUCGUCGUAAAAUGAAAGAAUUAGAAGAUAAUCUAUUAUAUCGUUUAACAACCACCGAAGGUAGUUUAGUGGAAGAUGAAUCGUUAAUUGAAAUGUUGAAUGUAACUAAAAUGACAUCGAAUGAAGUAAGAGAAAAGUUGAAUGUUGCUGUUGAUACUGAAGUGAAAAUUAAUGCAGCACGUGAAGAAUAUCGUCCGGUAGCAACACGUGGUUCAUUGUUAUACUUUUUAAUUGUUGAAAUGAGUAUGGUCAAUGUAAUGUACCAGACAUCGUUACGUCAAUUUCUUGGUUUAUUCGAUUUAUCCAUGGCUAGAUCACAGAAAUCACCACAAACACAAAAACGUAUAGCAAAUAUCAUUGAAUAUAUGACGUUUGAAGUGUACCGUUAUACAGCUAGAGGAUUUUAUGAAGUGGACAAGUUUACAUUCACUGUAUUGUUAACGUUGAAAAUUGCAAUGAAUAUGAAAGAGGUGAAACCGGAAGAAUUUCAAAUUUUCAUUAAAGGUGGUGCUGCAUUAGACUUGAAUGCUGUUGCACCAAAACCUAGAAAAUGGAUACAAGAUAUGACAUGGUUAAAUUUAAUCGAAUUAAGUAAAUUAAGUCAAUUCAGUCAAUUACCAGAUCAAGUAGCUUCAAGUGAUAGAGCAUGGAAAAGUUGGUUUGAUACAGAUGCUCCAGAAGAUGCUGUAAUUCCGGAUGGUUAUGAUAAAUUAGAUACACUUCAUCGUUUAUUAUUAAUAAGAGCAUGGAGUCCUGACAGGUGUAUUCCAAUGGCUAAACGAUAUAUCGCUGAACGUAUGGGUGUAGCGUAUGCAGAUGGUAUUAUUACAAAUUUAGAAGAAAUGAUUGAAGAGUCGGAUACAGCUACUCCAAUGAUUUGUUUCUUAUCAAUGGGAUCAGAUCCAACUGAUAAUAUUGAAAGAUUAGCAAAGAAGAUGAGUUUGAAAUGUGGUGCAAUCUCCAUGGGACAAGGUCAGGAAGUUCACGCUCGACGUUUAUUAAGCAUUAGUAUGCAAGAAGGUAGAUGGGUGUUAUUACAAAAUUGUCAUCUAGGCUUAACAUUUAUGGAUGAAUUUACUGAAAUUAUGACAACUUCUAAAAAUGUACACGAAUCAUUCCGUUGUUGGGUAACAACAGAACCUCAUCCACAAUUUCCAAUAAAUCUAUUACAAUCCAGUAUUAAAUUCACAUAUGAUCCACCUAUGGGUAUACGUGCUGGUCUACGCAGAACAUAUGCUUUAUUAACACAAGAUCAAUUAGAGAUUAGUAAUUUACCACAAUGGAAACCUCUAUUAUAUUGUGUAGCGUUUUUGCAUACUACAGUACAAGAACGUAGAAAAUUUGGACCAAUCGGUUGGAAUAUACCAUAUGAAUUUAAUCAGUCUGACUUUACAUCAACAGUUCAAUUUAUUCAAAAUCAUUUAGACGAAAUCGAUCCUAAAAAAGGAAUUUCAUGGCCUACUGUCCGCUAUAUGAUUGGUGAAGUCCAAUAUGGUGGUCGAGUUACGGAUGAUUAUGAUAAGCGUUUGCUGAAUACUUAUGCCAAAGUUUGGUUUGCAGAAAUUGUAUUCAGUGAUACUUUUGAAUUUUAUCGAGGUUACAAUAUACCCAAAUGUAAAACACUUGAUGAAUAUCAGACUAACAUUGACAAUUUACCAUUGGUUGAUUCACCUGAAUGUUUUGGUUUACACUCGAAUGCAGAUAUUACCUAUUCCACAAAUACAGUUAAUGCAAUGUUAUCGACUAUUGUUAACAUUCAACCAAAAGAUAGCGGUGGAGGUGGAGGGGAAACAAGAGAAUCUGUUGUUUAUAAAAUGGCUGAAGAUAUUCUAGGAAAAUUACCACCCGACUAUAAUCCAUUCGAAGUAAAAGAACGAUUAAUUAAAAUGGAUCAUUUAAAACCACUUCAUAUAUUUUUAAGACAAGAAGUUGAUCGUAUGCAACGUGUUAUAAGCAGUGUUCGUACAACAUUAACUGAUUUGCAGUUAGCUAUUGAUGGUACAAUUAUAAUGUCAGAAAAUUUACGUGAUGCAUUAGAUAACAUAUUUGAUGCACGUAUUCCAAGUACAUGGAGAAGAAUGUCAUGGGAAUCAGCUACCCUUGGAUUUUGGUUCACAGAUUUACUUGACAGGAAUACUCAAUUUAGUAACUGGCUUUUUGAAGGUCGUCCGGUUUGCUACUGGAUGACAGGAUUUUUUAAUCCUCAAGGUUUCCUCACUGCCAUGAGACAAGAAGUAGCCAGAGCAAAUAAAUAUGCCUUAGAUGAUGUAGCUCUAACGAAUGACGUCACAAAAUCAAUGCGUGAAGAAUUAACUAAAGGUCCAAAUGAAGGCGUUUACAUUUAUGGUCUUAGUUUAGAUGGAGCUGGUUGGGAUCGUAAACUGGCUAGACUAAUGGAACCGCCACCAAAACUAUUGUAUACUCCACUUCCAGUGGUACAUGUAUCUGCAUUUUCCCAAUCGAUCGGUGAGAAAAAUAAACCUGGAAUAUUCUAUUCAUGUCCAGUUUAUAAAAAGCCUAAACGUACCGAUUUGAAUUACAUAUUCCCUUUGAUGCUGCGUAGCGCAGUUGAUGCAGAUCAUUGGAUUUUAAGAGGAGUUGCUUUAUUAUGUGAUGUUAAAUAGAUAAUUAAUAAUUUCUAUUUCUACUUAUUUGAAUAACGCAUACAACAAAAAUACAUAGGUUACCAAAAAACAAAUAUAAUCAAUCAUCUUAUACAUAAAUGAUACGCAUUAACUUCUGUUCUUUUUAUGUAACAUUUUAUUCUGACAAAUUGUAAUAAACAAU